Messenger RNA from Debaryomyces hansenii CBS767, 2385 nucleotides. RefSeq lists its product as uncharacterized. Lineage: Eukaryota; Fungi; Ascomycota; Pichiomycetes; Serinales; Debaryomycetaceae. The transcript has a single exon. Bases 1 to 2385 code for a protein of 794 amino acids. The record is from RefSeq and is a predicted model, not a curated record.
AUGGACAAACCACAUCGGUCGUUCUACCGCUCAUUAGAUAGAGAAAGGCUAUUAUAUAAGAAGAAGUAUGUUGUUAUAGAGCCAUCUAUAAAGUAUCUACUAGUCAAACUUCAAAAAGAAAGAGAAGGAAAGAUACAUGAAAUGCAGGUGUCAGGCCAAGUGCUACCCAAUCCAUUCAAAAUGCAAAACUUGCUAGAACCUAUUAUUUAUCAUACCACCCUAUCCUUGCUAUACAUUCUUGAUGAUAGGUGUCUUGAUUCAAAAUACCUUCAAUCCCAAUAUGCAAAUCAAGUCGAACAUCUCACCAUCAUAUUGAAUAAAAUUGUCACUUCGAAGACUACGAAACUCAAUUAUGAGCAAAUUAGAUCACAAAUUGAAGAGCAAUCAGGGAUUCUGCUAGAAUUAAUGGCAUCUGAAGUUAUCUCAAAGUUUGCAGGUACCGAUAUUCCAUACAAUACAAAUAGUGUCUUUAUAAAACCGCUACAGAUGGCCCUUCUUUGUUUUCUAGCCUUAUCCAGAAGAGCAUAUAAACAACAAUAUUCCAUUGAGAGAGACUUAGUACCAUGGAUGCAUUCAAUAAUGGCACCUAGUGUCAGUGUGAGUUGCGAGUCUUUGAGAAGUCUCUCUAAAAUUCCUCCAUGCAUAACUUCAGAUAUAUUACUUCGUACGCCUAUGUCAAAAAAUGAAUAUUAUCUACAGGCUGAUAUAUGGCUUGAUUUUAUGAAAGAUAUAGGAGCUGCAUAUCAUAAAAGAAUAAAGCAUUUAAAACUCUGUAUAAACAAUUUAAUUUUUUAUGGAAUUCAAUACGAUUCACACAAAUUGCCGGAACUAAUUUUCAGAUCCCUCCAUUUUUUCACUAAUACUACUACAGGGUACCAAUUUCUGCUUGUAACUCAAGAAUUUCUUAAUGGGAUAAUUUGGAAACUUGUUUUUGAUUAUUUGAGGAGUUCAAUAACCUAUAAACCCAAUAUUAUGGCAAACAUUAUCAAAACUCAGGAAGUUGUGGUUCAGUUUCUUUCCAAAGUUGGAGAUAAAAGAGAGAAGGUACAUUCAAAAUUGAAUAUUGAGGGUAACAUGGGAAUAGUUUUAGCUAUAAAUAAUAUAUCACAGGAAAAAUCGGAAAAGUUAUUCAAAAUAGCUGAAAAGAACUUAAUGCAUUUAGAUUUACAUCAUUCGAAUUCAAAACCUAUGGUAGCUUAUCAUUUCACUAGAAUAUUUCUUUCAGUUACACCAGAAGAAUUACUCCAUAAUUUUAACAACGGGGCAUCAGAUUAUUUUCAAUCUGCCACACUAUGGUUAGGAUUUAUAAGAAAGCUUAAUGAGUUUGGUCUACUUGAUGAAAAGCGAUCUAAAAAGAUUCUUCUCGAACUUGUAAAUAACAAAGAAAGAAUCUUGAUCACAAAAGAUAUCAUAUUAAUACUCUUACAACCAAUCAAGACAUUAGAUGACAUUGACGAAUUCAUUUCGAUUUUACAGAAAAACUCGGGUGCCAAAGAGAAAGAUUCCUUAUUGGCAAUGGCACAUUCUAGCUCAAUUUUGCCUAAAUACUUAACCAUUCUAUACAGAAAUGUGCAUUUAAGGAAUAGACCUCAUCCCGAGGUCAAAUAUCCUUGGGACAAGUACAAAAAGCUACACCCCAUAACUACCAUCAAAGAUCAAGAGUCACCGCAAAAUUUCAGGAAUUUCUCGUCAAUUCUCUCGUAUGCAAGGUAUUUGUAUGAUACGGGGUUCAAAAAGAAGACAUCGAAGAUUGUUGGAAUUAUGCUCAAUGGUGAAAUAAACGUUCAACCCGAGAACUUAUAUGAAUUAUACAAACUGGAGUUAUUCGACAAGAAUAACUUCAAUCCUGACGAAUCAUGUUUGUCUGCUUUAAUUAAGGCAGCUAUGAAACAGGUUGACGGAAACGAUAAGGCAUCUUGUAUAAUGUGGGGUGAUAUGUAUGCACCUCAAGUUGCGAUCCAUGAAUUCAAGCAGCAUGUAAUGACUGAAGCAUUUGACAAAGAUCUCGGAAAAGCUGACAACGACCCCGGAAUUUAUCCACAAGAUGAUUUAUGGCAAAGAUAUAUCCAUUUACUCGAGAAAUAUGACUACAUUUCCGAAUUGUCAACCAUCAUCCAGUGGUGGGAAAAUUUGAAUUUCAGGCCCAAUUAUCUCACCUUAUUGAUGCUCCUCGGUUCCUUACCUACUGAGUAUGGUUCGAGAUAUAUCAAGCAUGUUCAAAAGGUCAGAGAAGACAGUGCGAAAUCUACAUACGCUCACAUAGGCGAAGAUCCAAAAUCGAAUGCCCAAAAUUAUCUAGCUUGGUCAUGGCCCUCUCUUGAAGAAUUAGAAAGAUUCAAACUCAAAAAACUGAAACUAUCUAAUUCAAGUAUACGUAUAGAUUAA